Molecule: messenger RNA, 1512 nt
Organism: Yamadazyma tenuis ATCC 10573
Lineage: Eukaryota; Fungi; Ascomycota; Pichiomycetes; Serinales; Debaryomycetaceae
Source: RefSeq, a predicted model, not a curated record
CGAACUACUGAAAAUUCAACAACUCCCACAUCUAACCCAUCAUGACUGUAGAAGAUUUGAAAAAUACUGUUGCUAAGUUGCAAGACAGAAUUAACCAAUUGGAAAAGAAAGCCGGAAUCAUUCCUGAUGUCCCCAAAUCCAUCAGAAUGGUGUUGAUCGGACCUCCAGGAGCCGGGAAAGGUACUCAAGCACCUAACUUGAAAGAAAAGUUUUGUGCUUGUCAUUUAGCUACUGGAGACAUGUUGAGAGCUCAAGUUGCUGCUAAAACCCAAUUGGGUGUUGAGGCCAAGAAGAUUAUGGAUCAAGGUGGAUUAAUCAGUGAUGAAAUUAUGGUUAACAUGAUUAAAUCCGAAUUGGAAAACAACGCUGAAUGCAAAAGUGGUUUCAUUUUAGACGGAUUCCCAAGAACUAUUCCUCAAGCUGAAAAAUUGGAUGAUAUGUUGAACGAAAGGAAAACUCCUUUGGAAAACGCAGUGGAAUUGAAAAUCGAUGAUGAAUUGUUGGUUGCCAGAAUUACUGGAAGAUUGGUUCACCCAUCUUCUGGAAGAUCUUACCACAAACUCUUCAACCCUCCAAAGAGAGAAAUGACUGAUGACAUCACUGGUGAACCAUUGGUGCAAAGGUCUGACGAUAAUGAGGAUGCCUUGAAAAAGAGAUUAGUGACUUACCACAAGCAGACCGAACCAAUUGUUGAAUAUUACCAAAAAACCAAAAUUUGGUCUAGCAUCGAUGCUUCUCAAAAGCCAGCCAAUGUAUGGUCGGACAUAUUAAAAUGCUUGGGUCAAAAAUAAGUUGUUUUGGUUCUUUUUGUGUAUAAUUUAGUUUUGUAUAUACAUACAUAAUAUGUUCCAAUCAGAUCCUUUCUCUUUUCAACCCAGAGUGGGCAUCUUCAAGUGCUCCUCGCUUACGAGUCUCAUUAUAACAAUUAGCAUGGACUAUCUUUCUACUUCCCUUAGGUUCCCCGGGUUGUAGUAUACAAUUGUACCAACACCAUUCACCCAACUCCUCAUUGAAUGAACCUUUUACUUGCUCCCUGCAAAUCAAGCACUUAUUGUUCAUAUUAGUCUCGGUAGAAGGAAUUAUCACAUAUGGGAUUUCUUUCGACUCCUGAGGCUUGAAUUGGGAAGAAGAUUGGGUAGAAUUAGCAAUGUUGACUUGAAAUUCAAGGAGAUUUUCAUCUUUGAAUUUGGCCCAGUCAACGUCAUCCAAGUACCAGCUUCUGGAUUGAACAUUGCUAGAACUUUUGAACUUUUGGCUUAUACGAAAAUGCCAGUCUAAAUGUAAUCUUUUUCGAUUUUUUCCAACAUCAUCAGUAUUGAAUCUUUUACCACAAAUAGAACAUUUUAAUCCUUUACUCUCAUAAAGUAAAUUCUUGCACUGAAUAGACACAUUGGGGCUUGAAAUGAAUCCUUGCACUGAUUGGGAGGUCACUUUCAACUUGUUGAGUUCAUUGUACUUGAGUUGCUCAUAUUCAGACCUGAUCAUUUGAUAACCCAAAAUCAGACUGAAGAC